Ustilago hordei is the source of this 2889-nucleotide messenger RNA. Its product is annotated as putative DNA replication licensing factor (nimQ). The transcript is spliced from 2 exons. Gene Ontology annotation, biological process: DNA replication; mitotic DNA replication initiation; double-strand break repair via break-induced replication. Gene Ontology annotation, molecular function: 3'-5' DNA helicase activity; single-stranded DNA helicase activity; single-stranded DNA binding. NCBI's taxonomy places the organism in Eukaryota, Fungi, Basidiomycota, Ustilaginomycetes, Ustilaginales, Ustilaginaceae. The record is from RefSeq and is a predicted model, not a curated record. Bases 1 to 2889 code for a protein of 962 amino acids. Gene Ontology annotation, cellular component: nucleus; MCM complex.
AUGGCUGAUUCACAGAACAACGCCAACCGCAAGCGUCGUCGCUCGCAGCAAUUGCAGCAGCGAGACGACCCUUUCGACGCUUCCUCUCCUCUUCCUGGCCCAUCCACAGCCACCACACCGGCCGGCCGCUCAUCCCCUCCCCCCUCAUCUCUGCCACCUUCCAGUCCUCCGGCUGCAUUCUCCGACUUCACUGACGGCGAGCUCGAUGACGCAGAGGUGGUCGAUGAAGAGCAAGAGGCAAGACAGCUUGGUGACCACUUUCAAGACAAUGCCGACUCCGACGACGAAGGCGAGGACCUCUUUGGAGAAAACAUGGACAACGAUUACACCGAGAACUCGGCCCUUGACCGCUACGACACAACGCUUGACAUUGACGACGCAAACCAAUACGACCAGAUGGACGCCAACGCACGUCGUCUUGCCGAACUUCGAAUGAGUCGUCGUGACCGCACUGAAGCUGCCACCCGUGGAAGCCGCUCUCGCGCUCCUGAGUUCCUUCACAGCGACGAUGGCGCUAGCGAUGCAGAUGAUGGUGUAGCCAUCCUCAACCGUCGCAGACGACGUCACUACGACGAAACCGCUGCUGGUGCCGAUGCUGCUGCCUUUGCUGAUGACCUUCCGCUCGAGCAGUUGGGUGAUGUCAAAACUGACAGCAUUGCCAGCUGGGUCGCCACCGAGAAUGUGCGCCGAGCCAUCGUUCGCGAAUUCCGCAACUUUCUCGUCACCUACGUCGAUGAGAACGGUGUCAGUGUCUACGGUCAGCGUAUCAAAACACUUGGUGAAACCAACGCAGAGUCGCUCGAGAUCUCUUUCCUUCAUCUCGUCGACUCGAAAGCCAUCCUGGCGUACUUCUUGGCCAACUCCCCUGCCAGCAUGCUGCCCAUAUUUGAUGAAGUCGCCUUCGACGUCAUUAUGCUCUACUACCCCUCCUACGACCGCAUCCACUCCGAGGUGCAUGUUCGUAUCACAGACCUUCCUACUUCUUCGACCCUGCGAGACCUGCGUCAGGGCCACUUGAACUCGCUCGUGCGUGUCAGCGGUGUCGUUACUCGACGCAGUGGUGUCUUCCCACAACUCAAGUACGUCAAGUUUGACUGUCUCCGCUGUGGUGCCGUACUCGGUCCCUUCUGGCAAGACGCCAACCAGGAGAUCAAGAUCAACUACUGCUCCAACUGUGAGCAGCGAGGCCCCUUCCGUAUCAACUCGGAGCAGACCGUCUACCGCAACUACCAGAAGAUGACGCUGCAGGAGUCGCCAGGUAGCGUACCCCCUGGUCGCCUGCCUCGCCACCGAGAGGUCAUCCUGCUCUGGGAUCUGAUCGACUCUGCCAAGCCAGGCGAGGAGGUCGAGAUUACUGGUGUCUACCGCAACAAUUUUGAUGCAUCGCUCAACACCAAGAACGGUUUCCCCGUCUUUGCCACUGUUCUCGAGGCCAAUCAUAUUGCCAAGCGAGACGAUGCCUACUCUGCCUUCCGCCUCACUGAGGAGGACGAGCGCCAAAUCAAGGCCUUGGCUAAGGAUGAACGUAUUGGCAAGCGCAUCAUCAAGAGUAUCGCUCCUUCCAUCUACGGUCACGAGGAUAUCAAGACCGCCAUCGCUCUCACUCUGUUCGGUGGUGUUCCCAAGGACAUCGGUGGCAAGCACCGAAUCCGCGGUGACAUCAAUGUUCUUUUGCUUGGUGAUCCCGGUACCGCCAAGUCGCAGUUCCUCAAGUACGUAGAGAAGACAGCUUCGCGAGCCGUCUUCACAACUGGUCAGGGUGCUUCCGCUGUCGGUCUCACUGCGUCGGUGCGCAAGGAUCCUGUCACUCGCGAAUGGACGCUUGAGGGCGGUGCACUCGUGCUUGCUGACAAGGGUGUCUGCCUUAUCGACGAGUUUGACAAGAUGAAUGAUGCUGAUCGAACCUCCAUCCACGAAGCCAUGGAGCAGCAGCAGAUCAGUAUCUCCAAGGCCGGUAUCGUGACCACAUUACAGGCACGAUGUGCCAUCGUAGCAGCAGCCAACCCUAUUCGUGGCCGAUACAAUCCAACGAUCCCAUUCAACCAGAACGUCGAGUUGACAGAGCCCAUCUUAUCGCGUUUCGAUGCACUCUGCGUUGUCAAGGACACUGUGGAGCCAGUCAAGGACGAGAUGCUGGCUCGCUUCGUCGUGGGCUCGCAUCUGCGAUCGCACCCCAAAUUCGAUGACGAGACCGACGAGCAGCUCGUGGCCACUUCGCUCGACGCCGACAUCUUGCCUCAGGAUCUUCUCAAAAAGUACAUCAUGUACGCCCGAGACCACGUGCGACCUUCGCUCAACGCGUUGGAUCAGGACCGGAUCUCUCGAUUGUACGCUGACUUGCGCCGAGAGUCGAUUUCAACUGGCAGCUUCCCCAUCACGGUGCGUCACUUGGAGAGUAUGAUCCGCAUGGCUGAAGCAUCGGCCAAGAUGCAUCUGCGUGACUACGUGCGCACCGACGACAUUGACGUUGCCAUCCGUGCCACUGUGGAAUCAUUCGUGUCGGCUCAGAAGAUGAGUGUCAAGAAGACUUUGGAGCGUGGCUUCCGCAAAUACCUCCACCAGAGCCGAGACCACGACGAGUUGCUCUCGUUUAUCCUCGGUUCGAUUGUCAAGGACCGAAUGCGCUUUGUCCAGCUCUCGAACGGCGCUCGCCGGGGAGGCGCAGCAUCUUCGAGCACCGUAGUUACUGUACCUGUGUCGGAGCUCGAGACACGCGCGAAAGAGGUUGACGUGUUUGACAUUCGUCCCUACCUUGCCUCCAAGCUCUUCCAUGCCAACGGCUAUACCUUCAACCCGACAGACAGGUCGAUCACCAAGACUUUUGGAGCGGGACGUGCAGGUGUAGCUGGAGGCGCUGCUGCUGGUGUUCCUGCCGCGAUGGUGGCAUGA